AUGUUGAAUGAAGAGAGAUCAGUGAAUGAGGUGGAAGAAAUAUCAGAAGCAAGAUUAAAACUCCAAGUUGUUGUUGCCAACUGCUUUUCCAAGUUUCCUGAUCACUAUGUCGACCAUUCUCAUUUAGUUACUAACGAAGUAUCCAUUCAUGAUGAUCAAUUGAAGCCAGGUGGUGAUCAUAAAGAUAUCGAAAGAAAACAAUUACUGGCAUUAACAGCACCGCGCAAAUUGUUUAAUUGGAUUACAGAAACCUGCACUUCACUUCAUAUGAAGAAUGCUUACGGGGUUCAGUUGCUUUGCAUGAAAUAUCGAUUCAUUGUCAAGCAAAUUUAA
Molecule: messenger RNA, 333 nt
Organism: Clunio marinus
Lineage: Eukaryota; Metazoa; Arthropoda; Insecta; Diptera; Chironomidae
Source: the annotation of a GenBank genome assembly